GGUGGGUAUAUAAUAAGUUAUUGUAGAAAUCGUGUUGCUUCGGUAACAUAAAACAAAUUACUUAUCAAAAAAUUUCGGUCGCAAUUUUCCAAAUUUCAGUUUACUUUUAAUUUUUUUUAAUAAUAAUAAUAAUUCACCGUUCGAAAAAUGGGUGGUAAAUGCCAAGAUUGUCCAGUAGCACCGAAACCUCCAUGUCCGCCGUGCUGUAACCAAUUCUGUUUGCCCACGGUGGUCCUGCCCUACUUGUUGCCGCCCAGCUGCCCUAACGUGUUUGUGCCCUGCAUUUAUCCUUCGGGUCCUUGCGGACCCUGCGGAAUGUGUCCUUGUCAGGUAUAAUCAGUUUGUGUCGAUCAAGAAAUUACGAAGAAAAGUCAACUUAUUUGAUAUAUCGUAUGUACCUAUAGAGGGGUAAAAUGUACUUUUGAUGGAAAAUAA
Phyllotreta striolata is the source of this 435-nucleotide messenger RNA. The record is from the annotation of a GenBank genome assembly. Lineage: Eukaryota; Metazoa; Arthropoda; Insecta; Coleoptera; Chrysomelidae.